CAGGUGUUUGCUGAGAGGUGUGUUGUGUUUGUUCACUCUCACCGGCUCCCAGCUCUCACUGCUCCGUCCUGUGGGACUGCUCCCUGAAGAGACCAGGAGGGAGGAGGAACAGGGUUGGCUGGAUCACCGGCUGCUGUGACACAUGCCCAGUUGCACUAACUGGUGUGAGUUUUUUUUUUUUUUUUUUGUUCCUUCUUCCCGUUUGACAUCUUUGGUUUCAUGCUGAAAAAGCCUCCGAGGGAUCGCCUGUCCUGAAACAUGCGUCUGCUUCGCCGGCGGCUGUCUCCUCUAAAGCUGGUCCUCCUUGGGGGCACUCUUUUCAUGGUGAUCCUGGUGGUUCUCCAGAGGGAUGUUGGCUCCUCGAAUACCGGAGAGCCCUGGCUGCAGGACCUGGCCCACAAGAGGGACGAGGUGAUGGACAUGGUGCGAAGCGCCGUGAACAACAUGGGCUUCCAGAUCGGAGCUCCACAGCCGCCGCCGGUGCAGGCGCAGCCCACAGAGGACCUUAAAUGCCCCUCUGGAUUUUACAGUCGAGCUGAUCUCAAGCCUCACCUGGAGAGACCGCCGCAGGACCCUCAGAGCCCCGGGGCUGAUGGUAAAGCGUUCGUGCAGGACAACAUGACUCCCGAGGAGCAGAAGGAGAAGGAUGAGGGCAUGACGCGGCAUUGCUUCAACCAGUUUGCCAGUGACAGGAUCUCACUUAGCCGCAGUCUUGGGGAUGACACAAGGCCUCCAGAGUGUGUGGACAGGAGGUUUCCCCGCUGCCCUGCGCUGCCCACCACCAGUGUCAUCAUCGUCUUCCACAAUGAAGCCUGGUCCACGCUCCUCAGGACGGUCUACAGCGUCCUGCACACGUCUCCAGCCAUCAUGCUGAAGGAGAUCAUCUUGGUCGACGACGCCAGUACGGCAGACCACCUGCAGAAAAAGCUGGAGGACUUUGUGGAGCAGUUUAAGAUCGUCCGUGUUGUCAGGCAGCCAGAGAGGAAAGGCCUGAUCACGGCCAGGCUGCUGGGAGCCAGCAUAGCAACGGCUGAAGUGCUUACCUUCCUUGAUGCGCACUGCGAGUGUUUUCACGGUUGGCUAGAACCUCUCUUGGCCCGGAUAGUUGAGGAACCCACCGCUGUAGUCAGCCCAGAGAUCACCACCAUUGACCUCAACUCCUUCAACUUCCACAAACCUGUGGCCACCAACCGCGCCUACAACCGCGGCAACUUCGACUGGAGCCUGACGUUCGGCUGGGAGCCGAUACCCGAGGAGGCGAAGAGGCUGCGCAAGGAUGAAACCUACCCUGUAAAGACGCCUACUUUUGCUGGAGGCCUUUUCUCCAUCUCAAAGCAGUACUUUGAGCACAUCGGAACGUACGAUGACAAGAUGGAGAUCUGGGGAGGAGAAAAUGUGGAAAUGUCCUUCAGGGUGUGGCAGUGUGGGGGUCAGCUGGAGAUCAUUCCCUGCUCGGUGGUGGGCCACGUUUUCCGCACCAAAAGCCCACACACCUUCCCCAAGGGCACCGAGGUUAUCACGCGCAACCAGGUGCGCCUGGCUGAAGUCUGGAUGGACGAUUUUAAGAAGAUCUUCUAUCGCCGCAACAAAAACGCUGCAGUGAUGGCCAGUGAGAAUAAAUAUGGCGACAUCUCUGAUCGCCUCAAUCUGAGGGACAGGCUUCACUGCAAGAACUUCACCUGGUACCUGAACACCAUCUACCCAGAGAUAUUCAUUCCAGACCUAAAGCCAGAAAAAUUUGGAGCACUCAGAAACUCGGGAUCUAGAACCUGCCUGGAUGUUGGCGAGAACAACCAGGGAGGCAAAGCUGUGAUAAUGUAUCAGUGCCAUAACAUGGGAGGAAACCAGUACUUUGAGUAUUCUUCACACAAGGAGCUGCGUCACAACAUCGGAAAGCAGCUGUGUCUCCAUGCCAACGAUCAAUCGGAGCCAGUGAAGAUUGAGCUGUGCCAGCUGAAGGGGAGGGGUACCAGUUUGUCACCACAACAGGAGUGGGUCUUUACUGAGGAAAGUCUUCUGAAGAAUCCAAGCAGUGGGAAAUGUUUACAACUGAGAGGGGAUCAGGUUAAGAUGGACCACUGUAAUGCUGCAGAUCCCUUCCAGCACUGGAGCUUCAGCUGACCUCCCAGUCUGCCCAGUAGGUGACCUCUGGCACCUCCCUGUUACCUGACUCAGCAAGCUGAAGCAAGAGAGCUAAAGCACUACGGAUCCAGAAGGAUGGAUGGAAAGCUUUGGGCAAGUGGCCAUACCGAUGACCAGGAAAAGAUCGAGGACAAGACACAGACAAUGUCUGACUUUUUUUUUUUUCUUUUUUUUUUUAAACAGAGAGCUCUUAAAUUGGGUUGAACUGUUUUUAUUUUAUUUAUGGACAAAACUCAGGAAACUGUUUUUACUUUGGUUGGGGGAUCUGCGGAUUUGUCUGAGUUUAGCAGUGGCAGCUUUAUGAGGAUUUUGAACUGUGAUAACUGAAAGUCACUUGUUUUACACUCCAAUAUGAAAGAAAUGUAUAUUAAUGUAAUUGUUGUCUUAAUGAAUGUGGAAAUGUUAUAUUGGAAGAGGAUUAAAGACAUAUUUUUAAAAUAUUUUUAAUCAUUUUGUUUAGCUUUGUAACUUACUUUUUAUUAUAAAUGAUAAAAAAUUAUUUUCUAUCACAUUAAGUAUCUUGAAAACAAUUUCCAAAAGUAUGUUUUUGAAAAUGGCAGAAGUUUUUCUAGUGAAAUUGAUCUAUCGACUGUUUAUACUGGCACAAAAUCUGGGAAAUGUUGCUCUGAUUUUUUAUGUAUUGAAGGUUAAACUACAUUUUUAGAAUUACUACAAAUAUUAAACCAAGACUUAAAUCCUUUGUAACACAAA
Messenger RNA from Fundulus heteroclitus (mummichog), 2853 nucleotides. RefSeq names its product UDP-N-acetyl-alpha-D-galactosamine:polypeptide N-acetylgalactosaminyltransferase 6 (GalNAc-T6) (gene galnt6). Gene Ontology annotation, cellular component: Golgi apparatus. Bases 259 to 2121 code for a protein of 620 amino acids. NCBI's taxonomy places the organism in Eukaryota, Metazoa, Chordata, Actinopteri, Cyprinodontiformes, Fundulidae. The record is from RefSeq and is a predicted model, not a curated record. The transcript is spliced from 11 exons.